Molecule: messenger RNA, 2731 nt
Organism: Phyllostomus hastatus (greater spear-nosed bat)
Lineage: Eukaryota; Metazoa; Chordata; Mammalia; Chiroptera; Phyllostomidae
Gene: UIMC1
Product: ubiquitin interaction motif containing 1
Exons: 16
Coding region: 126-2360 (744 amino acids)
Biological process (GO): positive regulation of DNA repair; double-strand break repair
Cellular component (GO): BRCA1-A complex
Molecular function (GO): K63-linked polyubiquitin modification-dependent protein binding; histone binding; DNA binding
Source: RefSeq, a predicted model, not a curated record
CCCGGUGGUGCCCAGCUUCAGGCGAGAGUCCUCCGGCGGCCCAGGUCCUGACGUGGUGCCUAAUCUCGUGACCCCUGCACCCGGAGGAGGGGCUCGGCCAAACACCAGUGCUGGUCGAAAGAAGGAUGCCACGGAGAAAGAAAAAAGUUAGAGAAGCCUCUGAAGCUCGGAACCUGGAGAAUAAAGAGGCAGAAACUGCCAGUUCGGUCACCGUGAAGAGGAAGCGUAAACCUGAGGAUGCAUUCAUUGUGAUAUCUGAUAGUGAUGGAGAGGAACCAAAGGAGGAAAAUGGAAUGCAGAAAAUGAAGACAAAACAGUCAAAUAGAGGAAGAUGUUUGGCUAAAAGAAAAAAAAUUGCACAAAUGACAGAAGAAGAACAGUUUGCUCUGGCUGUCAAAAUGAGUGAGCAGGAAGCUAGAGAGGUGAACAGCCAGGAGGAGGAAGAAGAGGCACUCCUGAGGAAGGCCAUCGAGGAGAGCCUGAAUAGUUGCCGGCCUUCUGAUGCUUCUGCUACCAGAUCUCGACCUUUGGCCACUGGACCAUCUUCACAGUCCCACCAAGAGAAAACCACAGACUCUGGGACCACUGAAGGCAUAUGGCAGCUGGUACCUCCAUCACUGUUUAAAGGCUCACAUAUCAGUCAGGGAAACGAGGCUGAGGAAAGAGAGGAGCCUUGGGACCACACUGAAAACACUGAAGAGGAGCCGGUCUCUGGCAACUCAGGAAGCUGGGACCAGUCAAGCCAGCCAGUAGUUGAGAAAGAGAACGUUAAAUGUUUUGACAGAUGCACUGGCCACUUGGCUGAGCACACACAGUGUGGGAAGCCACAGGAAAGUACUGGGAGGGGAUGUGAUUUUCAUGAAGUUGCCCAGGGCAGGGGGGACACAUCUAGGCACUGUCUGUCUGCCUUGGCAGAUGCACAAGGUCUCCAGAACAGGGGGGGCACUGUGCACUACUUCUGGGGUAUUCCAUUUUGCCCAGCUGGAAUAGACCCUAACCAGUAUACCAAGGUCAUUCUCUGCCAGUUGGAGGUUUAUCAAAAGAGCCUGAAAAUGGCUCAGAGGCAGCUCUUAAAAAAAAAAGGAUUUGGUGAACCAGUGUUACCUAGACCUCCUUCUCUGAUCCAGAAUGACUGUGACCAAGGCAAUCAGGCUAGUGAAAAUGAAAAAAAUGAAGGUGUCUCAGAAGAUACAGGAGACGAAGACAAAGAGGAGGAGAGGCAGGAGUCUAGGGCAUCUGCCUGGCACUCAAAGCCCAAGAAUUUCCAGGAAAGCCCAAUUAAAAGCUUAAAAGAGAAACUUUUGUUGAAGGAAGAACCAACAACCAGUCAUGAGUCUUCCCAAGGGCUGUUUGCGGAGGAAACUUCAGAAGAAGGAAACUCUAUACCUGCCUCUCAAAGCAUUGCUGCUUUGGCCAGUAAGAGUUUAGUCCUUAUGCCAGAGAGUUCUGCCGAGGAAAUCACUGUGUGUCCUGAGACACAGCUAAGUUCCCCUGAAACUUUUGACCUUGAAAGAGAAGUCUCUCCAGGUAGCAGAGAGUCCCUGGAUGAAGUAAGAAUAAUAAUGGCAGAUAAGGAGGUUGGUAACAGGGAAGAUGCUGAGAAGGAAAUACCUAUUGCUACCUUCUCAUCUAGUACCAAGGUAUCCUGCCCACUAUGUGACCAAGGCUUCCCACCCACGAAGAUUGAGCGACAUGCCAUGUACUGCAAUGGGCUGGUGGGGCAAGAUAUAGGUUUUCCCAGUAGACUGGAAGCAACGACAAGGAGGAAGAGGAUAUCUACCCCAACUCCAGUGUUGACUUGGAGAAAAAUAGAGGCCCAGAGCAAGAGCGGCAGUGGGACGGCUGCCCAGGCUCCCCUGGACAUUGAGAAGAAUGAGAAGUGUUAUCUCUGUAAAUCCCUAGUCCCAUUCAAAGAGUACCAGUGUCAUGUUGAGUCCUGUCUCCGGCUUGCAAGGUGUGACCAAGGAGACGGGCCUGCAGAGAGUGGGAGAGCACACUCAGCUGUGCAGGGGAAGCAGCAGCAGUGGCCGAGGAACCUGAAGGAAAAAGGGCGCAGUGAAGGCCGACUCCUCAGUCUCUUAGACCAGUCGGAGCAGAAGACUGAAGAUGCAGAGAUAAAGACCAAGUCUUCAGAAACAGUGGCUUUCAGGGUGCCCUCACCGGGGAUGGAAGAGGCAGGCUGCAGCAGAGACAUGCAGAGCUCCCUCGCACAGCUCGACUUAACUGAGUCUCCCAUCAAGUCUUUUGUUUCCAUUUCAGAAGCCACAGAUUGCUUAGUUGACUUUAAAAAGCAGUUUACUGUCCGGCCAGGUAGCCGGACACGGACCAAAGCAGGCAGAGGAAGAAGGAGAAAAUCCUGAAUUUCUAGGGUCUGGAGGCUGACAAAAGCAUGAGGAGUAGGGGAGGCCAUGCUCACUAAGCCUUGGUGGCCCAGUUCAUUGCUGAGCAGGUUGUGGCCCUGCAGUCCCCACCGUGAGCACCUGCUCAGUGUUCCGGUUUCGUGUUCUCUAUGAUCUGUACGGAUAUCAGUGUAUAGUGUUCUGUUUUAUAACAGCCUGUUCGAAUUUGCUUAUAGUUCAAAGAAAAUUUAAAUAUAUUUAUCUAUGUUUGUAUGAAAUCUUAUUUCAGUGAGAUGGAGCUUCCUUUUUCCCCUCUGUAUUACAGGGUCUGGGGAGGGACUAUUUGAAUUGUGGAGCUAGUUCUCAGACAUAAAUUUCAUGUUUCUUAAUGA